Molecule: messenger RNA, 2308 nt
Organism: Asparagus officinalis (garden asparagus)
Lineage: Eukaryota; Viridiplantae; Streptophyta; Magnoliopsida; Asparagales; Asparagaceae
Product: protein CUP-SHAPED COTYLEDON 3-like
Exons: 4
Coding region: 1291-2082 (263 amino acids)
Biological process (GO): regulation of DNA-templated transcription
Molecular function (GO): DNA binding
Source: RefSeq, a predicted model, not a curated record
UCCAUCCGGGCCCACUACCGAAUGGAGUUUUUCGGCUAAAAAACCAUUAGUUUUGCUCAAUUAACGAUCAUAGAAAUGAUUGAAAUGUUUAUCAAUUGAUCUCUCCAGACUACUUGGCACUCUUUGGUGCUGCCAAGUGUCAAGCAUCAGAAAACUUUUCUUCUUUAAGGGGAUACUGAUUGCUGGAAGAAAGGAGAGUAUGGAGCCGUCACUCUUUCUACCAAAGACUCUCCUCCGUCGUCCUCCAAAAGUUUCAGGAAGAGAAGCCCUCUAAAGUUUUCCAAUCAUGGAGUUUUAUAAUUGUAAACAAGGAAAAGGCCUGAUUCACCCCAACAAAGAGUACACCCAUACUUGCACCCACUGGACACUAGGUCUGUUAUAUAUGGGCUCCACAUGUCACUGAAAGUGUUGGCAUGAUUCAAUCAAGACUUUGGCUUUGAGUGGACAAUCUAUAAAAGUAGAAAAUAACAAGUUCAGAAUUACAUCUUAUAUAAUUAGGGCUGAUGUGUCCUCUACUUGAAACUAUGGUAUUUUGGUGCGGAGUAUGAGGUUCCAGUGGUAAGCUAGGAAACUAGAGUGUUAGUAAACUACAAUGGGUGCAUAAGGUGUUAUUCUAGCUAGGCAAUAAUUUCAAAUGUCAUACCAUAUUCUAUGGCUUGAUAUGGUAAAUUAGUCCUUGCAUAUAAAAUCCACAUCAGCACGUCUGGGUGAUUUUGGCUUCAACUCACUCAACAAGAAGGACAAAGAUGUUGAGGGCAAGACCAUGAAAUUUCCCACAAUGCUCUUCAUGGGCCAUGGCUUCCCAUCUUGAAUGGGCAAUUGCGUUUCCUAUUCAUAAUGAUUGCGAUUAGCUACCCUUUUAGGUUGCCACGUCUCUGGGGAGAAGUCCAAUGACAUGAUUUUUGGCCAGGGCUCCAUUCUCGGAGGAAACCAACAGGAUGACCAAAAUGCCCUUGCUCUCAUAAGGGGUGUAGGGACUGGAUGCCACUUUCACAAGCAUGAGGACCCUGGCGUUUUCGAGGGGAUUGCGACAGGAGGACACGCCUUCUCUCUAUGGAGACACGGAGUUUUUUAACAGUAACGGCUUCUUUCAGAGGCCGAACUAGCUAACAAUUGCAAGCGUGGCUAAGUUGGGUCAAUCAUUUCUAUCCUUCUCCCUAUAUAUGUGUGUGAUAUAUCCAAGCCUCACCGGAAAGAAGAGUAACAGCCUUUAAUAAGAUCUCCUCCAUCCAACAAAAGUCUUAACAUAAGUAUCUUCACACACACUCUCUCUCUAGAUCUCUUUGUGAAAUGGGAUUAAGGGAUAUAGAGUCUACUCUUCCACCAGGGUUUAAGUUCUACCCGAGUGAUGAGGAGUUAGUAUGCCAUUAUCUAUACAAGAAGGUGGCUAAUGUUAAGGUUUCUGAAGGGACCAUGGUGGAGGUAGACUUGCAUACUCGGGAGCCAUGGGAAUUGCCAGAGGGUGCCAAGCUCAGUGACGAUGAGUGGUAUUUCUUCAGCUUUCGUGAUCGUAAGUAUGCCACUGGCUCUCGCGCAAAUCGGGCUACAAAGUCUGGUUAUUGGAAGGCCACAGGUAAAGAUCGUACAGUAUAUCACCCCAAGACACGUGGAAUCGUUGGGAUGAGAAAGACGCUUGUGUUUUACAGUGGAAGAGCUCCCAAUGGAGUAAAGACUGGCUGGGUCAUGCAUGAAUUCCGUUUAGAGAAUCCACAUACCCCACCAAAGGAGGAUUGGGUGCUAUGUAGAGUUUUCAAUAAAAGGAAGGGAGAGGUUGCUAGUAGCUCUGGUGUAGAGAACUUGGCGUCCUCCCCUCCUUUGCUUUUUGAUACGAUGGGGUCAUCAUGCAUGAACAAUGUCCCACAUCAAGAGGGCAACUCAAAUACCUUAGUAAAUUUGGAGGUACUGCAUUAUAAUUUCCAUGAAUUUAUUCAAGAGUUGGAGACCACAGAUCUGAUGAGCACGGAGAUGGGGAUGGGAUCUAAGGAUGGAGGGGAUGAUGACUACGGGUUCCUCUUUGACGCGGGGCUAGACGAUGAUGAUCAUGCCAUGGGAGUCGAAUGUGGAGGACACCUGGGGUUCUAAUUUAAAUGACGAGCUAGGUAGUAAGUAGAUUGAAGAAAAUUUAAAGGACGAUCUCUAGUUCUAGAUGAAAGUGCACGUACUGGUCUGAUCUUACAGAGAAGAUUAAUUUGUAAAUUUGUGAUUGUGAGAGUGAUUGUUGUGAAAUUGUGAAUAUGUACAGUUUGGGUGUGGGCGUUGAUUCGAUUUGUUGUGUAUGCGUGUGCAACCGAGACGACAUGCUUAUUAA